CUCUAAUUUGGAUAUUGGGAACUCCAACUAUUAGGCUAUUUGCGAUGGUGCAUGUGUUUGUUUGAUUGUUGUUUGCAUUUGAGGGGUGUGCAUGGGUUUGAUAAAUACUGUCUGUUUCGGGGUGUGCCUGCUGCUCCUAGUCCCCAUGUGCAUAGUGCGUGUGGCAGCAAAUGUGAUAAGGCGUGGAUUGUGUCUGCUUCGGAUGUGCUGCUUAUAUGCAAGCUCCCCCGGGUAGCUUGAGCGGGUAUGGGUGUUUAAUUUAACUGGAUUUAGUUACCACCCUACCCUUGGCCUUGAAAACAUUUCACCACCCCCCCCCGAGAUGAAAAAACGCCUCACGGGCCUGCAGGGAGAUGCAGUGAUGCGGGGAGGGAAGGAGGAGGGCGGAGGGGUGGAGAUAGGUGGAGGUAAGGAAGAAGGGAAGGAGGCGAGUGGGAGUGUGAGGAAAGUGGAGGUAGAUGAGCUAGGAGUUGCAGGUGCUGUGAGAGGGAGAGUACUUCUGAAGGUUGGUGGUGCACACAUGGAGAUAGGAGCACCAGGAGCAAUGAUUGACUCUUCUCAGGGGCGCUAUGAGAAUAAAUUGCAAGUGCGCCCAGCGGUGUAUGAGAGGAGAAUACCGCCAAAGCUUGCCAUCCAUGGCUCUCCAGUGGAGCGGCUAGCUGCGGGUGUUGCUGCCCUCCCUUUGGAAGCAGAGAGGAAGCAGCAGCAAGGGAACAAGCAGGGAGAGCACGAGAAUGGGAAGGAGAGAGAGGAGGAAAGGGAGGGGUUGCAGGGAGAGGAGGGGGAUCCAGUGGCUGAUGCUGAAGCGGAGGCAAGACAGGAGCUGGAUGACUCUUUCGACCAGUACACAGAGCAGCUAAAGGACAACGAUAAUGGCCUUCCUACCGAAACCAACUUUCCCACUAACUCCACCCUCACUCUCCAUAAAGUAAAAUCCUGGCAGGUGACUGUAGUGCAGAGUGACAAUGUGGAGAGGGUGAGGAACCAACAGGAGGUGGUGGCCCUCGUCAGAGAGUUUUUUCCGGAACUGCCGAUAGCAAUGGUGCGGCUCGGGAAUGCGUCACUCCAUGAUAAAGUGACAAUAAUGGAGCGCACUCUCCUCCUCGUUGCAGUCCAUGACCCCCUGCUCUCCACUGCACUCUUCUUCCUGCCACGUGGUGCUGUCGUAUUGGAGCUUUUCCCUUUGAAACUCUUUAGCACACAGCACAGGAAAGGGAAUUGCCUACGACGGCUGGGAUACACAGACACAGACGAUGAUGUCAGUUGGCGAAUGAAGGAUUGUUUGAAGUGCAUUCGGGAUAAGAGCAUGACAUGGGUGGCUGGGAGGGACCUUUUGGAGUUGUUAGCUAAUGCCACACGAAACAACAUUUCGCGCCACAGCGAAAGCUAAAGCCGUGAGCCAUGCUGAGGCAAAGGGAGACCAGACGACCAUGUGCUGUUGUUUCGACAGAAGCGUAGGCUAGUAACGGGUCGUAGUCGCUUGCAGCUAUUCCCGCAGUAGCCUACUGACUUGUUUCCAUUUGUUUUGGUCGUCGGGAGCUGCUCAUAAGGGUCUCAGCCUGCCCCUUCCCCAAGACUCUCGUCUCUUUAGGACUAACUUGCACAAAGCCGCACCGUUUCCUAGCGUUUCGUUUCGUAAAUCUCACGAUAAUAAGUUCCUUCAGAUAUUACUUUGCCCCAUAUUUAUUUACUAAUAGCUGCAGUCUGUUGAUCACCCACGCCGCUACCCAGUUAUCCGCCAUGCUAGUACCCCGCAGCAUACACCGCCCGUCACAAUGGCGCGCUCUAACGAGGCUCCCCGCUUCCUUCUCCUCCUGGAGCAUAGCCAUCGUGGCGCUCUUGCUGUCCGCCACGUGUGCAUGGACUGCCGAUAUUCACUCGCUUUCCCCGCGCUCGCUUUCCGCUCGCUCACUUUCCGCCCACUCCCGUUCCGCGCGCGCGCUAGCGACGGUGGAGGUGGAGUCGACCGCGGGGCCCGGCUGUGUUAACGCGUUCCCCGCGAAGCCGCUGUGCAAAUUCGUCGACAGCCUCGCGUCGCGCCCCAUCCCCGUGCUCGACGGCGGCAGCGGCAAGACGCUUUCCAUCGGCGUGUACCAGACUUACCAGAGGUUCCAUCGCGAUCUGCCCGCCACGAAGAUCUACGCGUACGGCACGAGCCAGAAGACCGCGUCGUACCCUGGGCCAACGAUUGUGGCGAAAAAGGGGGUUACCACACGGGUUACAUGGUGCAACAGGCUGCAGGACCGGCAGCACAUGUUCACCCAGGACUACACUCUCAUGGCGCAGAUGCCCAAGCCGAAAAAAGGCGGCAUCCCCACUGUGCCCCACCGCCACGGAGGUGAGACUGCAAGCG
Messenger RNA from Closterium sp. NIES-67, 2353 nucleotides. Lineage: Eukaryota; Viridiplantae; Streptophyta; Zygnematophyceae; Desmidiales; Closteriaceae. The record is from the annotation of a GenBank genome assembly.